AUGAGGUUAGUCUGCUUACAUCAUAUUGAAUAUGCUGAUUCAACUCCUUCAGAAGAUGAGGUGAAGACAUCUGUAAUGAUCUCUAACUCACUGCCAGCAACUAACUCUGAAGAAUUGCAACUGAGGAGAUUGGAUCUUGAACAUCAAAAGAUUGAUUUAGAACUUCAAAAAGAGAGGUGCAAAGAAUUACAGCUUCAACUUCAAUUGAAGAGACUCUGUGCUCAGAAUGACAAAGUCAUGAUGCUCACAAAUUCAUCAGUGGGUCAAUCAUUAGCAUGGGAUCUGAACUUGAGGUCUUGA
Messenger RNA from Paracoccidioides lutzii Pb01, 300 nucleotides. RefSeq lists its product as hypothetical. The transcript has a single exon. The coding region runs from base 1 to 300 and encodes 99 amino acids. The record is from RefSeq and is a predicted model, not a curated record.